Messenger RNA from Frankliniella occidentalis (western flower thrips), 1396 nucleotides. RefSeq lists its product as uncharacterized. Lineage: Eukaryota; Metazoa; Arthropoda; Insecta; Thysanoptera; Thripidae. The record is from RefSeq and is a predicted model, not a curated record. Bases 1079 to 1396 code for a protein of 105 amino acids. The transcript has 2 exons.
UGGUGAGUGGUGUACAAAAUGCAAUAUUGUGAAUCUUGUUACACCCCGUAUCUAAUAUUUAUUUUGUCUUUUUUCAUGUUGCAGUUCACAAUGAAAGAUCUUAGAAAUGUUGAGAGAGGAGAGUGCACGAAAUGUCCAUGUGGAGCCUAUCAACUUGAACUGGGUUCUACCCGUUCAGCCUGCUCGUACUGUGAAUGUCCUGCUCCAGCCCACAUGGAAAUUGUUGAAGGUAUCUGGUUACUUGGUUUGCUCUCAUUGCUUUAGUGGGUGCUCUGUAGUGUUGCAUACAAAAAAUAUCUAACUACUUGUUUUUUGUAGCAAUUGAUCCUGCUGUGCCUGGUGUUCCAUCAAAGACUGAUGUAUGUAUCUCAAGAUGUAUCUGCUUUAAUUUUUACUUUACUUAUAUGUCCAUUUGUUCCUUCUACUAAAAUGAGAAUUUUUUUAUUGUUUUUAUCAGGUUGUUUACCUGGAGUUGCCUAGCAAUGCUGAGUCUUUAAUGGACCCAAAUUCUAAAUCAACUUCUGAUGUAAGUUAAUGGGUCUUGAGGACUAAUACUUUAUUUAUUUUUCAAGUAUAUUUUUGCUGUGAAAUUAAAAUUUUGCUGCAGCCUAACUCAGAUGAGAUUGAGAAGGAGUUCCCUGAGAGGUUUCCGGUCAAGGUUCAGAAAGCUUUGGAAAAUAGAUCUUUGACUUUCAAUCACAAAAGUACAAUUGUGAGAGGUAUAGUUGAUAAACUCUAUGAGAAAAAGUUAGACAACAAUCGAUGUCUGGCAAUUGCAGCUCGCAAAAUUCUCUACAAAUAUUCUCCUAUGAAAAGUCCUUUGGACCCCAAUGGAGUAAGUAUUAUUGAGGUCUUUCAUGAACAUAAAGCCAUUGUGUGGUGUCUUUCAUUUAUAACUUAAGAUGAAUUGGAAUAACCAGCUUUUGAUAUAUUUUAUAGAAAGCGCUUCUAGAGAAAUUGCGGAGAAGGAGAGAUCGUCUGAGAGUCGAAUCAGGUGCUACUAAGACCAGCAGUUCUGUUAAUCGUACUGAUCCGUCCGUCCAAUCUAGUCCUUCCACCUGAGAAAGCCGCAGAAGAAAUGAGAGACCAUUGGUUUAGAGGGGUUCGUACUGUCUCUACCUAUGCUGUGUUAUUUCCUCUAGUACGAGAGCAUUUCCAGACCCAAGCCAGUAAAACUCCAGCUCUUCAAUUGCUAAGAAACUUUCCAGCACUUCACCUCAGUCAAAUUGUUCUAAGUGAACUGGAGAGUAUGGUUGAACUUACAGAAGACGAGAUGGUGAGAAGUUGGCUGACGGCACUGCCCAAACUGAUAGAUUAUUUCUUGAAGUCAAAGAUCCCUAUCAGAGCGUUUGGGACUACAAGUAAGAACCCUUUCUUGCCCUUUCUCAGAACCUAA